AUGGACAAGGAGUCCCGGAACUUGCAAAAUGUUCCUGCUACUUCCUCCUCACCCUCGCGGUUUCACGCCAUCAAAUCCAUGAAACCAGACAGAGGUACACUUCCUCGCUUCUGGCGAAAUCUGAAAUUUUGCUUCCUUGACAGUUGGUUCGAUGUUCUUUGCAUCAUUGCCGUCACGGGAGUAGCUGGCGCUGUGUGGAUCGUGGAAGCACGUCCAGCACGUCUUUUCCCACUCUUUGCUCCUGAUGGGACAACGUAUGCGCCAGAGAUUUCUUAUCCAUAUCAGAAGAACAUCUUCUCCUCACUCACAGCUGGCUUAAUCUGCGGACUGAUUCCAGUUGGUGUGAUUCUAGUGGCUCAGAUAUGGCUCAAAUCGUUCGCUGACUUGUCAUCCGGUAUCCUUGGCCUACUCUAUAGUCUCAGCACAGGCACAUGUUUCCAAGUGAUCCUCAAGAAAUCGAUCGGAGGACUACGUCCACAUUUCCUCGCGGUGUGCGAGCCGGUCAUCCCAGAGGACGUCGUCGGUGUUGGUUUCAACGGCAUCUUGUACAGUGUUGACCAAGUCUGCACAGGUGAUCGCGCUCGUAUCAACAAUGCUCUCCAGUCAUUUCCGUCUGGACACUCGGAGAUAGCCUUUGCAGGUCUCGGAUACCUCACCAUCUAUCUUUUUGCACAUCUGCGGAUCCCCGAUGGGACCAGGACACAGCGAACGGGUUUCUGGCGCAUGAUCAUCGUCCUGCUCCCUCUCCUACUCGCCACGUACAUCGCCUGCACAUUGGUCCUGGGCUACCAUCACCACGCCACAGAUUGUUUCUUCGGCGCACUCAUCGGUAUCGUCACUGCUAGCUUGGGCUACAGAUCCGCGUACCGAAGUCUCUUCAACGGAGCUACGAACUGGAAGCCUAGGCUGGGCAGACGCAUGAAGCGCGAAGUGGAGCGACAGGGAGCUGGCGAUCUCGCUGCAGGGGAAUUAGCCGACGAGGAAGCUGCCCUCGGAAUCAGAGGUCGUGCAGCUGACUCUCCAGCUGGCCGCGAGGACUCGAGCGGUGCUGUGAAACGAGGUGUACAGAGGGAUCAAAGUGCCACCGAGACUCUCCACGGGAAUGAUCGACAUGUCUGA
Exophiala bonariae is the source of this 1119-nucleotide messenger RNA. RefSeq lists its product as uncharacterized. The transcript is spliced from 2 exons. The record is from RefSeq and is a predicted model, not a curated record. Bases 1 to 1119 code for a protein of 372 amino acids. Gene Ontology annotation, molecular function: phosphatidate phosphatase activity. Gene Ontology annotation, biological process: phospholipid metabolic process. Lineage: Eukaryota; Fungi; Ascomycota; Eurotiomycetes; Chaetothyriales; Herpotrichiellaceae.